Messenger RNA from Vigna unguiculata (cowpea), 3404 nucleotides. Its product is annotated as RNA-binding KH domain-containing protein RCF3. The record is from RefSeq and is a predicted model, not a curated record. Gene Ontology annotation, molecular function: RNA binding. NCBI's taxonomy places the organism in Eukaryota, Viridiplantae, Streptophyta, Magnoliopsida, Fabales, Fabaceae.
CAGAUCUCACAAUCUUUUCCUUUUUUUUUUAAUCUUAUUCGAUAAAACUUUUCUCUUUUAUUUUUCAAUUGUAUUUUUAUUCCCAAUUCCAAUUACCCUUUGGUUUGGGUAUUUACUUUAAGUAAUAAUAAUAAUGGGUGAUUCUUGCUGAAAGUUCAAUCAAGUCGAUAUUUUAGCCUGAUUUCUAUAUGUAGUUCAUACUCAUACGAUGGAUCUGAAUUUUCUGUUGCAUAUAAUAUCUAGCCCCUUCUGAAAGCUGUUUGUCUGUUUGAUUUGGAAGUUGGUAUAGAUAAUUUGCUGUAAUGGGUGGCCAAAGGAGUGGUUAUGGUAAGCGUCCCCACUCUCAAUCUGACUAUGAUAAUGGGCCGAAUAAAAGGAGGAAUCACGGUGAGGAUAGAGAGCAGUUUGUGAUUGAUUCGGAAGAUACAGUUUUUCGAUAUGUAUGCCCGGGUAGAAAGAUUGGCAGUGUUAUUGGUAGAGGAGGUGAGAUUGUUAAGCAACUUAGGAUGGAGACCAAGGCCAAGAUUAGGAUUGGGGAGACUGUGCCGGGUUGUGAAGAGCGAGUUGUUACUAUUUAUAGCCCCAGUGAUGAGACUAAUUCUUUUGAGGGUGGUGGGAAUUACGUGUCUCCGGCUCAGGAUGCUCUGUUUAAGGUGCAUGACAGAGUAGUUGCUGAGGACUUGCAUGGUGAUCAGGAUGAUGAUGGAGGUCACCAAGUGACUGCUAAGCUGCUGGUGCCAUCUGAUCAGAUAGGUUGUGUUAUUGGGAAAGGGGGGCAGAUAGUUCAGAACAUUCGUAGUGAGACUGGGGCCCAGAUUCGGAUACUCAAGGAUGACCAUUUACCUUUGUGCGCCUUGAGCUCUGAUGAGCUUGUGCAGAUUACUGGGGAUGCCACUGUUGUGAAAAGGGCUCUGCAUCAAAUAGCAUCUCGACUUCAUGAUAACCCUUCACGAUCUCAGCAUCUUCUUACUUCUGCUGUUCCUGGUAUAUAUCCUGCUGGUAGUUCACUCAUUGGUCCAACUCCAGGAGCUCCAAUUGUGGGGAUAGCUCCCCUUGUUGGUGCUUAUGGGGGAUAUAAAGGUGACACUGGUGACUGGCCAUCGCGUUCCAUGUACUCAGCUCCAAGGGAUGAGGGGUCUUCAAAGGAGUUUUCAGUUCGAUUGGUUUGCCCAACCGGAAACAUUGGAGGUGUUAUAGGAAAAGGUGGUAUGAUAAUAAAUCAAAUUAGACAGGAUUCUGGGGCAACAAUCAAAGUUGAUAGUUCACCAACAGAAGGAGAGGAAUGCUUGAUCACCAUUUUGACAAAAGAGUUCUUUGAAGAGACUUUCUCCCCAACAAUAGAAGCAGCUGUGCGAUUGCAACCUCGAUGCAGUGAGAAGGUUGAAAGAGAUUCAGGAAUUAUCUCUUUCACAACCCGUCUUCUUGUAUCAACCUCACGAAUUGGUUGCCUUAUUGGUAAAGGGGGAUCUAUCAUAACUGAGAUGAGGAGACUCACAAAAGCAAAUAUUCGCAUUAUCUCGAAGGAGAAUCUUCCUAAGAUUGCAUCUGAAGAUGAUGAAAUGGUGCAGAUUUCAGGAGAUCUUGAUGUUGCCAAGGAGGCUCUGGUGCAUGUACUUACACGGUUGAGAGCAAAUAUUUUUGAUAGGGAGGGUGCUCUCUCUGCAUUCCUUCCAGUUAUGCCAUAUCUGCCUGUUUCAGCAGAUGGAUCUGAUGGCCUAAACUAUGAUGGUAGAGAUGGUAAAAGACAUGGGCGUGGACAUUCUUAUUCAAGUGGGUAUGGUGGCUCAAGUGAUUUAACAGGUGGUGACAUUUAUGGAAGCUAUGGCGGUUCACAGCUUGGAAGUAGCAGUGCUUAUGGGGCUUAUGGAAGUUAUUCUUUGGGACGGUCUGGUACUGCUGGGAUGUCAACUCAGAGUGGUGUUUCUCGGAGGAGAAAUCAUGCUUACUGAACUUAAUGAGUCUCUGCAGCGAGUUCUGUGAAGCCCGCAGCCUGCCUACUGCCUAAACCAGAAGACCUGAUGAACCAGGGUUUGACAAACUUAUGGCCCACCCUGACGCUACUACUUAGAGGACCAAACUUAUGUGGAGACUAUUGAAAUUGGCCAUGUCCAUUUUACCUUAAUUCCCAAGCUUGAUAACUUGUUCUCCCAAGAACCUAUAAAGUUGGCUUGCCUUUCUGUUAUUAUUGUGGUUUAUUUUUAUCUUUAAAACUGAGACACCAUGUAGCUUUCAUCAUCCAACAGUUGUAUACUAUUUACUGUUUUUGGGUUUUAUUAUCUCAUAUUUUUACUGUCACAUCAAAUUUGGUGGAGUUUUGGCGUCAUGAUUUGCAGGUGCCUCUAUUUGCCUAUAUCAGUGUGAACAGGUAAAGGCAUGUUGUCUUCAAUGAUUCUGAAAGUUCAUACAAAUGGGUGUUGUGAGUACCUUACAUGACUACACUUUUCUGUUUAAUGGUAUGAAAGCUGUACUUACAUCUUAUUAUAUUGUUACCUCAACUACUGAAGCUCAUAGUCAAAAAUAAGUUGUUUGUGGUAAGAUCAUUAGAAGACAUUGUAUGGUAUAUGGUGAUUCAGAAAUAGAGGAUCUGUUUGAUGAAUUCUGUUUUGAGGAUAAAUUGGGAAAGCUUGAAGGCACUUCAACAUCAACAACAUUGGUAGUGAUGGUGGUUGUGACUGUGGUAGUUCAAAGUGAAAAUAGAAAAUUGAUUAGAACGAGUUAAAGGAAACAAACAACUAAAACGUGUUUUCAUUUUUCUGCACUAAGUCAGAUUGAGAAAAAAAGUUCUUCAAAAUUAUGGAACCGAUUUGUUUAGUUUUUUAAAAUAUAAAAACUCUUUUAGAAAGCAGUAUUCAAACUUAUUAUCACUUUUGGCACUUUUUUUUUGGAUAUUUAUCAAUAUAACACAUGUUUGGAUAUUUAUCAGUGCUGUACAUUUUUUUUAGCCUAAUUAGCAUUCAACUGCACUGAACCACUUUUAUUUUAUUUAUUUCACUUUUAAAUUAUAUUGGAUUACCACUACUCACAAAAGUUGGCAUAAGAAAAGAAGAUAUUUUGUCAGGCCAUUAGGUCACCUGCAGAGUGAGAGUCUUCUGAAAUCUUGGUGAUCCGAUGGCUGGUGCAAAGGUGUGCCUUGGGUUACUCUUACAACUCUUUUCAUAAGUACUUGUUUAAAUUUUGUGAACAAUGGCCUAGAGAGAGAUGCAGUGAUCUGAAUUUCUUUUGGAGUUUUGGUGUAUUUCACUUUUCCUGGUAUUUGGAUUUAGAUAACAUUGUUCUUCAGUACUCUGAUGAUACCUGGAGAGUGGAUAAAUUAGAUUUUGGUUGCUAAGUGGUAGUUUGUAUGUAACAACUUGUAUUGUUCAAUGGUUUGUAAUUUUAUAUGAAAUGCACUUUGGUUUGUUAUA